AUGUCGUCCAUUAAUCGAGGAAUUUAUUUUUCUUUUUUCCUUUUAUCCGUUUCUCGUUUAUUUUUAUUUAUUUAUUUUUUACCUAUUUCUACGUAUUAUUUUCAAACGUCUUUCUCCUCUCAUUCUUUCUCAUCUAUCUAUCUAUCUAUCUAUCUAUCUAUCUAUCUAUCUAUCUAUCUUUCUAUCUAUCUAUCUCAUACUGUUCAUCUCUCAUUCUGUUCAUAUCUAUCUAUCUCAUACUGUUCAUCUAUCUAUCUAUCUAUCUAUCUAUCUAUCUAUCUAUCUAUCUAUCUCACAUCUAUCCCAUUCUGUUCAUAUCUAUCUAUCUCACAUCUAUCUCAUUCUGUUCAUAUCUAUCUAUCUAUCUAUCAAUCUCACAUCUAUCUAUCUCAUUCUGUUCAUAUCUAUCUCUCUCACAUCUAUCAAUAUCAUUCUGUUCAUAUCUAUCUAUCUCACAUCUAUCUAUCUCAUUCUGUUCAUAUCUAUCUAUCUAUCUCCCAUCUAUCUAUCUCAUUCUGUUCAUAUCUAUCUAUCUAUCUCACAUCUAUCUAUCUCAUUCUGUUCAUAUCUAUCUAUCUAUCUAUCUCCCAUCUAUCUAUCUCCCAUCUAUCUAUCUCAUUCUGUUCAUAUCUAUCUAUCUAUCUAUCUCCCAUCUAUCUAUCUCAUUCUGUUCAUAUCUAUCUAUCUAUCUAUCUAUCUAUCUAUCUAUCUAUCUAUCUAUCUAUCUAUCUCACAUCUAUCUCAUUCUGUUCAUAUCUAUCUAUCUAUCUCACAUCUAACUCAUUCUGUUCAUAUCUAUCUAUCUAUCUAUCUAUCUAUCUCACAUCUAUCUAUCUCAUUCUGUUCAUAUCUAUCUCUAUAUCUAUCUCACAUCUAUCUAUCUCAUUCUGUUCAUAUCUAUCUAUCUAUCUAUCUAUCUAUCUAUCUAUCUAUCUAUCUAUCUAUCUAUCUAUCUAA
Molecule: messenger RNA, 957 nt
Organism: Acanthosepion pharaonis
Lineage: Eukaryota; Metazoa; Mollusca; Cephalopoda; Sepiida; Sepiidae
Source: the annotation of a GenBank genome assembly